This is a messenger RNA of Cajanus cajan (pigeon pea), 2770 nucleotides long. NCBI's taxonomy places the organism in Eukaryota, Viridiplantae, Streptophyta, Magnoliopsida, Fabales, Fabaceae. The record is from RefSeq and is a predicted model, not a curated record.
AUAAUUGGCGAUGACAUUUGUGAACCAUGUCUCUAAUAUAUAGCUGCUACUUUCUUCAAUAUCUCUCAUCUUCCUUUCACAUUAAUUCUCAUCUUUCUUCUCUUCACAAGUAAGUGAUGGCGCAAAUUCUGCUGCAUGGGACCCUCCAUGCCACAAUCUACGAGGUGGAUAAACUCAAGACUGGAAGUAGUAAUAUUUUAACCAAGCUGGUGCAAAACAUCGAGGAGAAAGUUGGUGUUGGGAAAGGAAUUCCUAAAUUAUAUGCAACCAUUGAUCUAGAGAAGGCACGCGUGGGAAGGACCAGAAUCAUAGAAAAGGAGCACACAAAUCCAAAAUGGUACGAGUCUUUUCACAUUUAUUGUGCUCAUACGGCUUCAAAUAUCAUAUUCACAGUGAAAGAUGAUAAUCCUAUUGGCGCAACCUUAACCGGAAGAGCAUAUGUGCCUGUUGAGGAGAUCUUGGAUGGCAAAGAAAUAGAUAGAUGGGUUGAAAUACUAGAUGAUGAUAAAAAACCAAUACAUUCUCAUUCAAAGAUUCACGUUAAGUUGCAAUACUUUGAUGUUUCAAAAGACCUCAACUGGGGCAAAGGCAUUAGAAGUCCUAAAUUCCCUGGAGUUCCCUACACGUUCUUCUCACAAAGACAAGGAUGUAGGGUUUCUUUGUACCAAGAUGCUCAUGUCCCAGACAACUUUGUCCCUAGAAUACCACUUGUUGGAGGCCAAACAUACCAACCUCAUAGAUGUUGGGAAGAUGUUUUUGAUGCAAUCAAUAACGCACAACACUUGAUAUACAUUACUGGAUGGUCUGUUUACACUGAGAUUACGUUGGUGAGAGAUUCUAAGAGGCCAAAGCCUGGUGGAGAUGCAACACUUGGUGAGCUUCUCAAGAAAAAAGCACGUGAUGGUGUCAGGGUUUUGAUGCUUGUGUGGGACGAUAGAACUUCGGUUCCUUUGUUGAAGAAAGAUGGGUUGAUGGCUACUCAUGAUGAAGACACCGGGAACUACUUCUACGAAAGUGAUGUGCACUGUGUUUUGUGCCCUCGAAAUCCAGAUGAUGGUGAGAGCAAAAUUCAGGAUUUGGAAAUCUCAACCAUGUUUACUCAUCAUCAGAAAAUCGUGGUAGUGGACAGUGCUUUGCCGAAUGGAAUAUCAGAUAAGAGAAGAAUUGUGAGCUUUGUGGGGGGUAUUGAUCUUUGUGAUGGAAGAUAUGACACUCAGUUUCAUUCACUUUUUAGAACAUUAAACACAGUACAUCAUGAUGAUUUUCAUCAGCCUAACUUUUCUGGUACUUCAAUAAAGAAAGGUGGUCCGAGGGAACCUUGGCAUGACAUACACUCAAAACUUGAAGGGCCUAUUGCAUGGGAUGUUUUGUUCAACUUUGAGCAAAGAUGGAAGAAGCAAGGUGGAAAGGACUUGCUUAUUCCACUUAGAGACCUUGAAGAUGUGAUCAUUUCCCCAUCCCCAGUAACAUACCCUGAAGAUCAUGAAACAUGGAAUGUUCAGUUAUUUAGAUCCAUUGAUGGUGGAGCUGCUUUUGGGUUCCCAGAGACUCCUGAAGAGGCUGCAAGAUCUGGACUCGUUAGUGGGAAGGAUAAUAUAAUAGACCGUGGCAUUCAAGAUGCAUAUAUUAAUGCCAUUAGACGUGCCAAAAAUUUCAUCUACAUUGAGAAUCAGUAUUUCCUUGGAAGUUGUUAUGGUUGGAGUGCUGAUGGUAUCAAACCUGAAGACAUUGGUGCUUUGCAUUUGAUCCCGAAGGAGCUUUCACUUAAGAUUGUUAGUAAGAUUGAAGGUGGAGAAAGGUUUAGUGUGUAUGUUGUGGUUCCAAUGUGGCCAGAGGGUUACCCUGAGAAAGGUACAGUUCAGGCAAUAUUGGACUGGCAGAGGAGAACAAUGGAUAUGAUGUACAAGGAUGUUGUUGGAGCACUAAAGGCCAAGGGAAUUGAUGAAGAUCCUAGGAACUAUUUGACAUUCUUCUGCCUUGGGAAUCGGGAGCUCAAGAAACCAGAAGAGUAUGAGCCUCCAGAAAGACCUGAUCCUGAUACAGAUUAUAUGAGAGCCCAAGAGUCUCGACGCUUCAUGAUUUAUGUUCAUGCAAAAAUGAUGAUAGUUGAUGAUGAAUACAUAAUCAUUGGAUCUGCUAACAUAAACCAGAGAUCGAUGGAUGGUGCAAGAGACUCAGAGAUUGCAAUGGGUGCUUAUCAACCCUAUCAUUUGGCUACAAGGCAACCAGCAAGAGGUCAAAUCCAUGGUUUUCGUAUGUCAUUGUGGUAUGAGCACCUUGGCUUGCUUGAUGACUCAUUCCUCCACCCUGAAAGUGAAGAAUGCAUUAAGAAGGUGAACCAGAUUGGUGACAAGUAUUGGGAUCUCUACACAACAGAGCCACUUGAGCAAGACCUUCCUGGCCACCUGCUUCGGUAUCCAAUUGCGAUUUCCAGUGAAGGAAGUGUGACACAAUUGCAAGGAUUUGAAUUCUUCCCUGACACCAAGGCUCCUGUUCUUGGGGCCAAAUCUGACUAUAUGCCACCUAUCCUUACUACUUAGUCUCAUCAUGUAUUGCAUGUAUUGCUUUGUUAGUGGAAUCUAUGUAGUGUUUGUGAUGUUAAUGAGAGAGUGAGCAAUAAUUGUAUUAAUGAUGGUCCUGUCACCUAUGAAGAUGAUUUUUUUCUUCUUCUUUUUACUAACAUGGCAUGCUAGAUUUUUGCAAUCCCAUGUUAUGGUCGUUGUCGUAUUGCAUGACUUAAAAUGAUUUCUUAACGAUGGUUCUUUCUGGA